Galendromus occidentalis (western predatory mite) is the source of this 1308-nucleotide messenger RNA. RefSeq lists its product as uncharacterized. Bases 1 to 1308 code for a protein of 435 amino acids. The record is from RefSeq and is a predicted model, not a curated record. The transcript is spliced from 3 exons. NCBI's taxonomy places the organism in Eukaryota, Metazoa, Arthropoda, Arachnida, Mesostigmata, Phytoseiidae.
AUGCCUCUGAAUUUCGUGAAAUCCAAUCGCGGGAAGCCCCUCCUGUGUGAUGAAGGGUAUGUUUAUCGCAAAGAUCGUACUAUCAACGAGAGAACUCACUGGCGUUGCACGGUCAAAACCUGCUUUGCUCGGGUCAAGACCGAAAACGACUCGAUCGUGGGCAAACCCGAGCACAGCCAUAUGCCUGACCCUGAGAACAUUCAUGUUCGCCAGAACUUGAAUCAAUUGCACGAAAGUGCUCAGCGAGAAUCGUGGUCAAGACCCAUGGCCCUGAUCUCGGAAAAUUUGAAAGCCAUCACUUCGAAGGCGGUCAUGGGCCGAAUGCCGAGCACUGAGCUUCUGCGACAAAAAGUGACAGAAAAAGGGGAGAAUUUUCUGUUCUACGAUUCAGGCGAGACUGAAGCUGACCGGAUUCUUGUCUUCGCGACACCUGAGAACUUGAACCUCCUCAAGAAAUACGAUGAGUGGUUUGUCGACGGUACAUUUGAUGUGUGCCCGAAGCUCUUCGACCAGCUGUAUACUUUUCACGUAGGACUGCCCGAAAAGAAGUCGGUACCAGUCAUGUAUUGUCUGCUGCCCUCGAAGACUUCGGCGACCUACCGUCGACUUCUGGAUGUGGUCGCGAGCGCACUGGACGGCUCCCUUCCGCGGCGAGUCCAUGUCGACUUCGAGAUCGGCAUGAUAAAAGAAUUGGAAAGAGCGUUCCCUGGAGCGGAAAUAUUGGGGUGCAUGUUCCAUUUCCAUCAAUGCUUAUGGCGGAGGAUCCAAAGAGACGCCGAUCUUCGACGGAGAUACACAGCGGAUUUGGACUUUGCCUUGAAUGUUCGUAUGUUUCCGGCUCUAUCCUUCGUACCGACGAGCGACGUAUUGGCCGUCUUCAACACCCUCCUGCAGUCGAAAUUCGUCAAGGAAAACAAUUACAUUCUGACUGCUUUUAUAAAUUACUUCGAGAGCACGUGGGUUGGACGCGAACGCAACGCACCUCUCAUGAAACAUGAGUGGUGGAAUACGCACAAUUCCGUUCUGAAUGGAAUUGCACGGACAAAUAACACCGUCGAAUCGUGGCAUUCAGCAUUCUCCAAGAGAGCGGGUGGUUCCAAUCCCCACGUCCUCAAGUUCGUAGAAGUUCUGAUGACUGAGCAAGCUCGAACAGAGUUCAUUGUAACUAAUCUCCUCGCCCAGGGGCCGAGAGCGCCCAGGAAGCGAUACCGGGAUCGCGACGGCAGACUCCGCGCUCUUGUUUGCAAGUACGUCGAUUGGAAUAAGCUUGAUUAUCUCGAGGCCGUAGCGCACAAUAUCACCUUCUAA